Paramecium tetraurelia is the source of this 4461-nucleotide messenger RNA. RefSeq lists its product as uncharacterized. The transcript has 6 exons. The record is from RefSeq and is a predicted model, not a curated record. Gene Ontology annotation, molecular function: protein binding. Lineage: Eukaryota; Ciliophora; Oligohymenophorea; Peniculida; Parameciidae.
AUGUUUAUCAAAUAACUUUAAUCAAAAAUAUAAAUACGCUCAGUAUCGAAUGUAUCAGGGCAUUCAAUCCAAAGAUUUUCAGGGAUAGCAACUCCUUAAAGUAAUACAAUUAAUGCUAUUUGGGACAUCAAUCAAAUUGGCCAAGAAUUGGAUUGUCAUGAUGACCCAAUUUUGAACGAGGCUUUGCAGCUUAUCAAUAAUCACCAAAUAAAUCAAGCUAUUUUAAUAUUAAACUAAAUGGUUUUUGAUGGGAAAAAAUAUUUGGGCUAAUAAUCUCAAGUAUAAUUGGUAAUGAAAGUUACAUUAUUGGUUGUAUCAAGUGCUAUGUCAAUUUUAGAGAAUGAUCCAUCUUCAGCAUUGCUACUGCUUCUGGGCUGUGAUUAGAUGUUUAAGGGAUUGACACCGAAAUAAUAAAGUUACCUAAGAGUUCAGAUUCUAAAUGGACUUGGCUGUUAUUACAGAAGAGUAGGAUAAUUGGAAAAAGCUCUAAACGAAUUGGAAUGCGCUUUGGCUUUAAUUAAAAAAUAUGGGUUGAAAGAGGUUGCAGUGACCCACCUAAACUUGUCUGUAGUAUUAUCUCUGGUGGAAGAACAUGAGGGCGCUUUAGAAAAUGCUAAGAAAGCAGUUACCGAAAGUCAUAAAGAAUACUAAUACUAUAUCAAAAAUCAUGUAUCCAUGCAAGCAUUCAAAUUUCAACGAUGCGUAAGUUCCUUGGCCAUCUCCUUCUACAAUGUCGGAGUUUAGGAAUAAUAUUUUCAAAGAUAUUAGUUUGCAUUACAGGCUUAUGCAUCAGCAUUCAAAGUAGCCGAGGAUAACUUGGGAAUCCAUCAUUAUCUAACACUUCAACUUAAAAAUAUAUAUGAAGAAUUUGCUCGACAAUUGGCAAUAGCAGAAGGGUAAAAAAUUGCCAUUACAUCUUUGAAUCACAAAUUCCAAAUCAGAGCAAAUGUCACAAGCCAAUAUGCUCAAAGUGUCUUAAGGAGCAAACCAUCAGACACAGUCAAAAAUGUCACUGAAAGGCUCUUUUAAUCAGAAUCUAAAAUGUCAGGUCAUACCCUUAGACCACAAUCAGCCAUUAUGAAUCAAACCCAAGUUCCUAAAUUAAAAUCAUUUGAUUUCACUCGAAGAGACGCACCUACUUUCAGAAAACAGCUGUCUGCUACCAAUCGUACUUUAAAUCAAUAUAGUGAGGAAAAUGCAAAGUUUGAAGUGGAGAAAUUAGAAUAGACCAAGUCAUUGUAACAGUGCAUCUAAAAUUUAUAAACACAAGCAUAAAAAGAACAAGAGGAAUUGAAAAGAAUUCAAGAUUAAAAGCAAAGAGAGUUACAAAAAUUGGAGGCUUUUCGAUAUAUUAAUUAAUAGAUUCAGUAGUAGAAGUAAUAAAAGAACUCAAACUAAACUUCAAGAGAAAUGAAAUCAUCAACAGAAUAGAUGAAGUAACUUUUUAAUACAGAUCCAUAAAUAUAAGAAGCUUUAAAUGAAAGUGAACCAUAGCCUUUAGUUACUAUAUAAGAAUAAAACAGAGUAAUAAAAACAGAAGAAGAAAACCAAUUGAGCCAUUAAAUUAAUACUAAUGAUUAAAAUCUAAAAUAAGAGAUAAACAAAGAAGAGAAAAGGAUGUCAUUUACUACCACUCUUGAAUAAAAGGGAUUUUAAGAUGAAACUAUAUAGAGUUCAACAAGAAAAUUAGAAUUUGAAUAGGAUUCAUCAAUCAAAAACAAUUAUUUUUAAUAAAAUAUGUCAUGUAAGCAGAUUGAAGAUUUAGAAGAAAUCACAGAAGAAAUUAAUGAAGUUAAUUAAUAAUAAUAAUAGUAAAAUCAAUAGAAUGUUGAAAAUUAAGUUGAAGAAAUAAUUCAAGAAAAAGUUAAGCAUUUAGAAGAAGAUCAAAAAUUACAAGCAGUUUAAUCUUUACAAAGAUGUUGGAAAAAUAGUGUAAGAAAAUGUAAUGAGAGAAUUUAAAAGUUAUAAUCAAAAUAUUCUAUGGUCACUGAAUAAUAGUACUCUAAACUUAUAGAUGAGAAAAACAAUCUUCAUAAUGGUAUUUUGUUUCUCGGUUUCUAUCAAUCAGAUAUCAAUUAUAUUGAUAUUGUCUUUAUAGAUUUUUACACUUUACGAAAAUCUCAGAGGAAGUGUUCAAACCUAAAUGAAAAGUUAUAGCACAUAUUAAUUUUAACACUUUAAUCCACCAUUCCAAUGACUAAAGAUACUUUAGAUAAUAUAGAAACCAGACUAUCAUAAUUUACUCAAAUCAAUUAAUAAUAACUCAUUAUUCAAAGUAAUUUAUUAGACAUUGAAAUUAAAAUAAUCGACAAACAUAAUUCAUUAAGGUUUGAUGUUAAUCAAUUGAAAAUUUAUGAAUUUUUUAUUAAAUUUGAAGAGAGCAUUUCACAUUUAUAAUUGCCAACCUCUAUAGCUGAUAUUCAAUCAUUUAAUACAGACUCAAUAGUAGUAUAAAAAUCAGCUUAAGUCAAUUAAGAAUUAAAUUAACAACCUUUUUAAGAAAUUCCUUUAAUUGAGGAAUAAGUUGUAGAAGAAGUUAACUUUGAAAAAUAGCCAAGCGAAGGAAAUACUAAACAGGAACAAUAAUCAGCAGUUGAAGAAAUUCAAUAUAGUGAGGGUCAAUAGGAGAGUAAAAAUGGAAGUGAUGAUGUUGAUAAAGUAAAUAAGACUGGAUAAUUUAAUAUUAAUGUCCUUUCUUCUUAAAAAUUGCAAUCUUAAUAAGAUUUAGACAAGGCAGUUGAGGAGAUUGAGGAGAUUGAGACUAUUGAGGAUUAAAAAUAACAAUAAAUUUAAACAAAAGAAAAUAACUAAAAUCUAGAUUUUACAUUACAAUAUAAUGAAAGUAGUAUGAAUAAUUCUGUUUAGGAUACUUUGAAAACUAAUGAAGCAGAUAAUUAUUAACAUUAAUAAGGAGAUAAUAGUGUUAAAAAUAAAGAUAAAGAUAAACCUUCAGUUAAUCAAACUAUUAUAGAAGAGGAUGAAGAUGAUCAAAAAGAGGAGUAGAAGAAAAGUGAAAGCUCUGCUCCUAAUUCAAACUCUGAUUUUCAGGUAGAAUCGAAAUAGAAUCAAGAUUAACUGCAUUAAUAAUAAAACAAUUAAACUUUUUCUGAUGUUAAAUCUCAGAGUAAUUUUCUACAGGUCCCAUUUAAGGAGCAUAAAAAUUAUAGUAAAUAAACCAGUUUGUAAUUGCCGGAUUUGAUGAAGGAAAACAUUGAUUCUGAUUAAGAAAUUUCACUAACAAAACCAUAUUUGUAUGAAUUUGUAGGUGCAAUAUCAGGAAUCAAUAAGACCAAUGGGGCUUUAAUAUUGAUCAAUAUCCUUAUCAACAAAGAAUAGUAAUUAUUUUAGGCAAAGGCAGAAGUAGAUGAUAUAAAAGUUAAGCCAGCUUACUUUAAGGUUGAAAAUGUAGAGAAAACACUUAAAAAGCCAUAGAAGUAUUUAAAAGGAUAUUUAGUUCAAUGGAAAAAUGAAAUUGUCUUAAAAGUUUAUACUAAAGCACAUGAAAAAGCUGUACUUAAGCUUUAAAAGAAAUUCAAAUUUGAUCAUUAUAGAAGACUUAUCAAUUUUAAAUUAGCCAAAACAAACAUUGAUGGUGGAUUAUAUGUAGGUUCACGAAAAUAGGUAAUUUAUUUAGCAAUUGAAACAAAAUCUACCUAAUAAAGAAAUUCUUAUACAUUUAGGAAUGAAAAUUAUAGUCAAUUUGUGAAUAAAAUCUCUUUUAGAGUAUUAAAUAAUCUUAAGUAUUCUGAUGAUAAGGGAAUUUACUUGCUGCAAGAACCACAACAUAAAAUUAUAGCUUAGAAUCUAUAAGCUAAAAUUUUUAAACUGUUAAAACCAAAUAAUGCCUUUGAAUUUGUGGGUUUUGGCCUUUUAAAUGGCAUUUAUGAUUCGGUGCACAAAAAAGUAAUCAUAGCUAGUGACAAUCGAAAGACUUAACCUGCUCAAGUUGAUGUUCCUAAGUCAAUACAAGGAGACUAAAUUGUCUCUUUUUCACAAAAUUUAUUAAAUCGAGUACUUAUUUAAGGUUAUGAAUAGUCUUUUAUAAUUUAGAGUAAUAAUGAAAAUUGUGUAAUUUAUUAUGAAGAAAAAGAUGAAAACUAUGUAAAGUAUAUCUAAAAUGCAAUUUUUUAAUUUUAAACAAUUAGAACAUUAUCAAUUGAUUAUUAUCAAGCUUAUCAAGGGCAAAUUAGAAAAUAAGAAAUCAAAGUUGAAUUAUAAAAAAAGAUCAAAAGGAUUUUUUGUAUAAAACUCUAAGAAAAAAUGUAUAUGAUAGGUAAAUUAAAAGAUAAUGAGAUUUAAAAUUUGAAAUAAAACUUUAAAAAAAUAGUAAGCACAUUCCUAACAAAUGAAAAUAACUAGAUUGAAAUAGAUAUAAACUCCUUGAAGGAAUUCCUGAACUAAUAAGGACAAUUUGUGAAAUUGUUAAGAAUGGAUUUAAAGGAUUUUGUUUAUUAAAUUUGA